UCCUCCGUGACUUCUUUGACUGGUUGUGCUUUGUUCAGACUCCCUAGCAGUCUAGCUAGUCAUUUUGCCAUCUCCUCUACACUCUGAUCUUGCUUUUCAUCUUCAUUCAACUCACCAUCUUUGCUGCUCUGCACACGACUCGAUCAGAGGCCUAAAACAGAGUUUCUAGUUGUUUCUUGAUAAGAAUGGAGAUUGUUAUUGCGAUUGCUGCCAAAAUUGUUGAGUAUACGGUUGCACCAGUUGGACAAUGGCUAUGUUACUCAUUUCGCUACAGCAACAACAUUGGGAGUGUGAAGUAUCAGGUAGAGAAGUUGCGGCUUGCUAGAGAUAGCAUGCAACAUUCCAUUGAUGUGGCGAUAAGAAACGGUGAAGAAAUUGAAGGUGAAGUUAACAAGUGGUUGAAAGAGGUGGAUGAGAUUACAGAAUUGGCCAGGAAAGUUCUUGAAGGUGAAGAAGAAGCAAAGAUGAAGUGUUCUAAUGGGGCAUGCUUGAACUUGAAGGUGCGGCAUCAGUUAAGCCAUAAAGCAGCAAAGAUAGUGAAAGAUAUUGGGGAAGUUCUGAAAAAUGGGAGUUUUGACAGAGUUUCGUACCGGCCUGCUCCACAGGGGAUAGUGACUACGAGAUAUGUAAAUUACAUGGACUUUGAGUCAAGAAUGUCAACUGUGAAGGGACUUAUGGAGGCACUGGGAGAUGCUAACAUCAAUGUGAUUGGUAUGUGGGGGAUGCCUGGUGUUGGAAAGACUACACUAGCGAGAGUAGUUGCCAAUCAAGCCAAGGAAGAAAAGUUAUUUGAUGAGGUGGCCAUGGCCGAUGUGACGCAGAGCCCAGACCUUAGAAAAAUUCAAGGAGAAAUUGCGGACAUGCUAGAUCUAAAGUUUGAUAAGGAGACUGUACUCGGAAGAGCAAUUCGUCUACGUGAGAGAUUAUCACAACACAGGAAGAUACUUGUAAUCUUAGAUGAUAUAUGGGUGAAACUUGAUUUUGAGAAGAUAGGAAUUCCUUCUGAGGGAUGCAAGGUAUUACUGAUAUCCAGAAAUCGAGAUGUAUUUUGUGAAAUGGGCACCCAAAAGGAUUUUCGACUUGAAAUUUUACCUGAAGAAGAAGCAUGGAAUUUACUUGAGAACAUGGCAGGUGAUUAUGUUAAAGACCCUAAUUUUCGAUGCGUGGCAACGGAGGUAGCUAAAGAGUGUGAAGGUCUACCUCUUGCAAUUGUAACAGUUUCUAAGGCAUUAAAAAAUAAGACUUUAUCUGAAUGGAAGGAUGCCUUGAAGCUACUAAGAAGUCCCGCUCCUGGACACCUCACAAGAAUGCAGAAAACUAUAUAUUCUUCUAUAGAGCUGAGUUAUAGUCAUCUUGAAAGUGAAGAGGUUAAAUAUUUCUUUUUGCGUUGUGCUCAAAUGGGUUUCUUCAUCCACUAUAAGGACUUAUUGAAAUACUGUUAUGGUUUGGGUUCAUUUCAUGGCAUCAAUACAUUGGAAGAUGCGAGAAACAGAUUAAAUAGACUAGUUCGUAAUCUGAAAGACUCUUGUUUGUUGCUAGAUUGUCCUCAUAGUUCUAAAGAGUUUCAUAUGCAUAUGCAUGACGUUGUUCGUGACGUUGCUACAUUAAUUGCAUCAAAGGAUCACGAUAUUAUUAUCGUGAGAGAUGAUGAUGGGCUAAAAGAAAGGCUAGAUGUGGAUGCACUCAAAAGAUGCAAGGAAUUCUCAAUGCAUGGUGGAGAUUUCCAUAGACUUCCUGAUGAAAUGGAAUGCCCAGAAUUAAGAUUCCUUUGUAUGAAUGGGGGAGGUCAUUCUUUGCCAAUCCCAUACACUUUCUUUCAAGGGAUGGGAAGGCUCAAAGUUUUGGAUUUGACACAAAUGCAACUUUCACCACUUCCUUCAUCACUUCCUCUCCUUAGAAACCUGCGAACUUUGUGUCUGGAUGGUUGUGUAUUAGGAGACAUAGCUGUAAUUGGAGAGCUCAAAAAUUUAGAAAUUCUUAGCCUUCUUAAAUCCCACAUUUGGCAAUUGCCAAGGGAAAUAGGAUUGUUGACUCGUUUACGAUUGUUGGAUUUGAGCCAUUGUUCCAAACUUGAAGUGAUUCCACCUAAUGUCCUAUCAAGCUUGGUCGCAUUAGAAGAGUUGUAUAUGGGAAACAGUUUUGUUCAAUGGGAGGCUGAAGGACUCAACAAUGCUAGCCUUGCUGAGCUAAAGAAUUUGUCACAUUUGAUCACUUUAGAGAUACAUAUUCCAGAUGAGAGCAAUCUUCCAAAAGAUCUGUUGUUUGAGAAGUUAGAAAGAUAUGUAAUAUUGGUAGGAGACGUAUGGGACUGGCCUGAUAAUCAAGGAGAAGCCUCAAGAAUAUUAAAACUCAAGCUGAAUACAAACUUCCAAUCCGCGGUUGGGAUUAAAUUAAUGCUAUUGAUCAAGAGAACGGAAAAUCUUUACUUAGAUGAGUUAAAGGGUGUUACGAGUGUUCUAAACGAAUUCGAUAGAGAAGGUUUUCAACAACUGAAGCAUCUCCAUAUUCAAAAUAAUUCUGAGAUUAAGUAUAUUAUUAACUCGAGCAUGUUAAUGGAUAUUACCUUUCUUGCUUUGGAGACAAUUCUUCUGGAAAAUAUGACAGGCUUGGAAGAAAUAUGUCAUGGCCAACUUCCUAGCUUGAGAUCCUUUGGUAACUUGAGAAUUGCAAAAGUUGAACGUUGUGAUAAAUUAAAAUUUGUCUUCUCAUCAUCCAUAGCAAGGGGCCUUUCUCAACUGGAACAAUUGGAGAUAAGAGAAUGUAGCAUCAUGGAAGAGAUACUUGUCACAGAAGAAUUAGGCGCAGCAGAAGAAACAAUUCUUAAGGUGUUAUUCCCUCAGCUGAAAUUCCUAAUCCUAAAAGAACUUCCAAUCCUAAAAAGAUUUUGCAAAGGAAUUAAUAUCAAAUUUUCAUCCUUGAAGCAUUUAGUGAUAGACAAUUGCCCUAAAUUGAAGACAUUCAUAUCAAAACCUGUUAGUUUGGGCAUGACGAUCAAUAAAGAACCCGAGGAAAUGAAUGCAGAUGAGAGCCCUCAUACUCUUGUGCAACCUCUCUUCGAUGAAAAGGUUGCCUUCCCUAGUUUGGAAUAUUUGUCAAUUUCCCACAUGGAUGACUUGAAAAUCUUAUGGCACACUCAAUUGGCCGUGGAUUCCUUUUACAAGCUCCAGCGCAUACAUGUUAGACUUUGUGAAAAUCUUGUGAACGUCUUUCAAUCUGAUACACUGACAAGAUUUCAAAGUCUAGAAGAACUUCUCGUAAGAGAUUGUGGCUCACUGCAAGAAGUAUUUGAACUGCAAGGGCUAAAUGUUACAAAAAUGCAAGCUGUAACCACCAUUCAGUUGAAAAUUUUGGGUUUGUUUUGUCUACCCAAUAUGAAGCAUGUAUGGAGUGAAGACCCCAAACCAAUUUUCAGCUUUCAAAAUCUAAAAAUAGUACGUGUUUUGGGAUGUACGAGUUUGAAAGGUUUAUUUCCAGCCUCCGUGGCUACAUGUCUCACACAAUUGGAGCAACUUAUGAUAGAUUUUUGUUACGAACUGGAGGAAAUUAUUGCAGGGGAAAAAGUGGCACAACCAAUAGCUAAGUUCUUCUUCCCUGAAGUAAGAGUCCUGCAUCUUUUAAAUCUACCAAGACUCAAGUGGUUUUACCGAGGAGUUCAUACUUCAGAAUGGCCAAAGCUGAAAGUUAUGUUGGUGGGUUGGUGUCCAAAGAUUGAGAUACUCGCUUCUGAACUUUUAAGCUUUCAAGAUAUAGUUGGAGAGAGGCAAGUUGGGAUCUCCGUUAAACAACCCCUUUUCUUGGUUGAUGAUAAGGUCCCAUUCCCUCUUUUGGAAAAAUUGAGAAUCUCCUGCAUGACGGACUUGAAGAUUAUAUGGCAUAACAAACAUUUCACUGCAAAUUCCUAUUGCAACCCUCACACAAUAUUGAAAUUUGAGUUCUGUGAAAAUCUUGUUGUUCAAGAAACAUGUGUUUUUCCAGCCACUCAAUUAAAAGAAUUGCAUCUUCUUUAUCUGCCAAAACUGAAGCAUAUAUGGAAUAAGGACCCCCAACAAAUUUCCAACUUCCAAAAUCCAAUUGAAGUACAUUAUGACUUUCCUGCAAUGAAGGAUGUUCAGUUUGACGGGCAUAGCGUCGCGGAAAUUAUUUCAGAGGAACUAUAACUCGAGGGUUUUCUCUGAGAGUUCACACUUCAGAAUGGCCGUUGUUGAAAGAAUUGGACAUUUACUAAUGUUAUCAAGUUGAGGUAUUUGCUUCAAAGUUUUUGAGUUUUCAAGAAACAGUUCAACGGAGCCAACUUGAGACCUCCAUUUCACGCCUUCUAUUCUUGGUUGAAAAGGAAAGAGGCUAAUCAACAAGAUCUACUUAAUGAUUGUAGUUUUGGAAAUUUCUUUUUUUUACAAUUUAAAUUGCUCUUACACCUCCUUUUAUUUCAGUUCAUUCACAGAGCUUGCUAGCUGUCACAUCAUUUUGUGUAGACGCUUUCAAAUGUACUCAAAGUAGAGUGCUAGCUCUUUGAUCUUUAACUUCUUGAGAGAAUUGAACGCCAUUUAUUGUGUUAAGACAGUUUCCAAUCUGGUUACACAAGCUUCAGGAUAAUUGAUUUUGUCCUUUCCCUACAAAAUAGUAUGCUCGAUAAGGAUGCUUGCUGGGAGUGUCAGCUGGUCCCACUCCGAUGCUUAAGUCAGUUCUUUGAAUAAUAUUUAU
Messenger RNA from Alnus glutinosa, 4701 nucleotides. RefSeq names its product probable disease resistance protein At4g27220. Lineage: Eukaryota; Viridiplantae; Streptophyta; Magnoliopsida; Fagales; Betulaceae. The coding region runs from base 186 to 4157 and encodes 1323 amino acids. The transcript is spliced from 4 exons. The record is from RefSeq and is a predicted model, not a curated record. Gene Ontology annotation, molecular function: ATP hydrolysis activity; ADP binding.